This is a messenger RNA of Emiliania huxleyi CCMP1516, 1137 nucleotides long. RefSeq lists its product as hypothetical. The coding region runs from base 1 to 1137 and encodes 378 amino acids. The record is from RefSeq and is a predicted model, not a curated record. The transcript is spliced from 6 exons. NCBI's taxonomy places the organism in Eukaryota, Haptophyta, Isochrysidales, Noelaerhabdaceae.
AUGCACAUGCUCGCCAUCGUGGCUCUCGCCACACCCGCCGAAAGCAUGCGCGUCGCCGCGUUCACUCCCUCCGCCUCAUCGGCGGCAGUCGGCGCCACCACUCCAACCGUCAAACUCUUGGGCGUGCAGCCGCUGACGAUGACCUUCACGCAUGCCGUCAUUGCGCUCGGGUCGGACUGGGGCCCGGGCCAGCUGCCCGAAUCGCUAAACCCGUUCCUUCUCUCACCGCCCGUCGCCGGAUCCGUGCGCUGGGUCACCACCUCGAUCGCGCGCUUCGACCCCGACGAGCGCUGGCCGACCGACCUGCAUCUCUCAGUCGGCGUCAAGCCAGGGCUCACGUCGUACGAGGGCCUGCGCACGCGAGCGUGGAGCUGCACUUUUCGCACGCCGUCGACCGGCGCGCCGCUCGGCGUGGGCGCCGUGCACAGGCUCCUCCUUCCUGCGGGGACGCGGUACCACUCCUCGUGCGGCCCGCUGGGCAGCGCCGUCGAGGCGCGCUUCAGCGGCCUCCUGCCCUUUUCGAUCCCCUUUCGGCAGACCGAGCCGCCAGCAGACGAGUGGAGGGCGAUGCGGCCGUCGGCCCGGCGGCAGCGGCUGCUGCUGCGGCACGGGCUCGCCGCGUCGGUGGCCAUCGACGCUCUCGCGGCUCAGAUGAGCUUGCGGCUCAACAGCACGGGCGCUGCUCUCCCGCUCAUGCUCUCGCGGCCAGGCGCCGCGCCGCCGUUGCUCGGGCGGCGAGCGGGAUGCGGCGCUGUCGCGCUACUCGAGGCGGACCUCCUCCCCGACACGCGCUACACUCUCUCCGUCUCUGGCUCGGGCCGGCACUCGUACACGACCUUUGACACCGCAGCAGCAGACGCGGGGCUCACCCUCCCCGACGGGCAGGGGAGGCCCCUCCGCUUCGCCUCCGGGGCGGGCGGCCUCGACCCGCCCGACAACUGGCCCGCCGUCGUGCAAGGCGGGCCGGCGUGCCUCGACGGCAAGAAGAAGAGCGCCGCCGUCGACGCGCUGCUCGCCGGUGGCACCGCCCUCUCCUCCUUCCCCUUCCCCGGCAGCGGCGAGGCGGAGGCGCGCACCGCUCCCCUCGGCGGCGCGCUGCGGCGGGGCACGCGGCAGCUUCCCACGCGGCUCUUCUAG